AUGGCUUGGGCUCUUCUCUCUCUGCCUCUCAACCUCCCUCCCUCUUAUUCCCCUCUGUCCUCCAUACUCAAUCCUUUCAAACCCAAAUCCCAAAUAGGCUGGCUUGCAAGUUGUAGUGGCAGUAGAAGAAGAGCAAGAGUCAUAGCCAGUGCUGCCGACCAGGAAAAAACCGAGGACAAAGACAAAGACAAAGACUCGUCAGCUUUCAAUCCCUUUGGCUUUGUCACUGAUAACCCGUCAAGCCGCAGCGCCAUUCAGAUCAUUGAGAGCCCUGCAGAGUCUGGCAAUGUCGGCCAAAUGCUUUAUAGGAUAGAAGACAAGGGGAAGGAAUAUGGAAAAUACGUCAGAUCGGGGGAGCAUGUAUGGUUUGUGAGAGAAACUGGAUCAGCUGAGAGCCAAGGUGGAACAGUUAUCUUUCUUCAUGGUGCUCCCACACAAUCUUAUAGCUACAGAAACGUUAUGUCUCAGAUGUCAGAACUUGGGUUCCACUGCUUUGCACCUGAUUGGCUAGGAUUUGGUUUCAGUGACAAGCCACAGCCUGGAUAUGGAUUUGAUUACAAAGAAGAGGAGUUCCAUGAAGAAUUUGACAAAUUACUAGAUGUGCUGGGGGUCAAAUCUCCUUUCUAUCUGGUCGUUCAGGGAUUUCUUGUAGGUUCAUAUGGAUUGACAUGGGCCUUAAAAAACCGAAGCAGAAUAUCAAAGCUCGCAAUUCUAAAUAGUCCACUCACAGUUUCAUCUCCUGUUCCUGGACUGUUUAAGCAACUAAGAAUUCCUCUUUUUGGUGAAUUUACAUGCCAGAAUGCUGUUAUGGCAGAGCGCUUUAUUGAAGCAGGUAGCGCUUACGUCUUGAAGCUGGAAAAGGCUGAUGUGUACCGGUUACCAUAUCUUUCAAGCAGUGGACCUGGAUUUGCUAUACUUGAAGCGACAAGAAAGGCCAAUUUCAAUAAUAUAUCAACCCAAAUAGCAUCUGGCUUUGCAUCUGGAAGUUGGGAUAUACCGACUCUAGUUGCUUGGGGGAUUGCAGACAAGUAUCUGCCUCAAUCUGUGGCGGAAGAGUUUCAGGAAGGAAACCCUACUGCUGUCAAGCUUAAGUUGAUAGAAGGUGCUGGGCAUAUGCCACAGGAGGACUGGCCAGAGAGAGUAGUUACUGCUCUGAGAGUAUUCUUUUAA
Messenger RNA from Prunus armeniaca (apricot), 1170 nucleotides. The record is from the annotation of a GenBank genome assembly. Lineage: Eukaryota; Viridiplantae; Streptophyta; Magnoliopsida; Rosales; Rosaceae.